Ylistrum balloti is the source of this 1361-nucleotide messenger RNA. Its product is annotated as tRNA (adenine(37)-N6)-methyltransferase-like. The record is from RefSeq and is a predicted model, not a curated record. The coding region runs from base 77 to 1246 and encodes 389 amino acids. The transcript has 4 exons. NCBI's taxonomy places the organism in Eukaryota, Metazoa, Mollusca, Bivalvia, Pectinida, Pectinidae.
CACCGUAUAAAAAUGCUUCUUAUGUGAAUUAUUGAUUUACGAACUUAUUUAGCCAAGUAAGUCCAAACAAGUAAGGAUGAAGCACAUAGGAGUUGUGAAUUCCCUGUUUACCUAUAAAAAUGGAACGCCUCGUCAACCCUCUGUUUGUGACACAGCUCGGGGCAGUAUUACUAUCAGUAAAGAAAUAUUCAACAAUCCUGAACACUCCUUAGAUGGUAUCCAGCAGUACUCUCAUAUUUGGAUAAUAUUUGAGUUCAACAAGAACAACAACCAAUACACCAAAGCGAAAGUCACACCACCAAGACUUGAUGGCCGCAGAGUGGGAUUGUUCUCAACCAGAUCACCAUACCGGCCUAAUCCAAUCGGGCUCACACUCGCCAAACUGGAACGAGUUGAAGGUGCUACACUUCAUAUAUCAGGCAUAGAUACUUUAAAUGGGACCUUGGUCCUGGAUAUCAAGCCCUAUAUACCCAGCUACGAUUGUCCAAGAUCUUCACUGUUGUUGGCCACUCCCACUACAUGCAUGGGAAAUAAAGACCAACCUUCAGACAUCAGUGAUGACCAAGUCUGCGAUAAAGAUCCAUUAAUUGAUGAUCACAAUUCUCUUCAAUCUGUGGAUGGUGCCAGGCCAUUGUUGAAUAAUCAGGAACCAAAGUUUGACAACACACUGGACAUUUGUUCUACGAAAGCAGAAAAAACUUGUAUUCAAAAUGAAAUAAAAAUUCAGGGAGAAGUAGUAAAUAAUGAGCUAACACCAGCAAACCAAGCCAACGAUACUGCAAUAGCUUUAUCUAGUGAUGCUAUAGCUAACAAUGUGCCUAUCAAAGCAUCCACAAACUUGAAUGAUUCAGAGGAAAUCUCUAUAGCAACAAGCAAAUGCGAUUCCAAGUCUUCUGUUACGAGUAGUGCAAUAAAAACUGCAGACUGGGUCAAUAAACCGCCUAUUGAAAAACUGACUGUGCGAUUCACACCUACGGCAGAGCAACAACUUGCCCACUUCAGUAAGAAUACAGAAGACUCUGAUCACAGGCUUGAAUUUUUAGAAUCAUGUAACGAAGCCCGUAAUGCAAUAUGUCAGAUUUUGGUGGAGGACCCUAGGUCUGUGUACAGACGACAGAACUGUCCAGAUCGUUUGUAUUUUUUUGUUGUAGAUAAGGUACAUGUGACAUGUUGGUUUGAUGACGGCAUGGUGGAAGUUGUUAGAAUCAAACCUGUGUCACAAGUGAAACAUUUACAGCCAGAGUGACACGGUGAAUCCAAUCUCAACCAGGUCAAUGCUACAAAUACUGAUAAACUUGCCUGUCACUUUGUUAGAGGUGUUUGUUUGUGAAAACAAAAGAAUAAAAUGUGGUUGAAGCUGU